Messenger RNA from Dreissena polymorpha, 1591 nucleotides. RefSeq lists its product as uncharacterized. Lineage: Eukaryota; Metazoa; Mollusca; Bivalvia; Myida; Dreissenidae. The record is from RefSeq and is a predicted model, not a curated record. The transcript is spliced from 6 exons. Gene Ontology annotation, biological process: regulation of apoptotic process. Gene Ontology annotation, molecular function: protein binding. Bases 85 to 1122 code for a protein of 345 amino acids.
ACUGAGUAAUCGCUGGCUAUCUAAAAAGUCAGUAGUUCUACUUUAUGUCAGAUUACAAAUAAGGAAUUCAACAAUCUCAUUAAAAUGGACUCUUCGUUAAUUGUACCAAAACCACCAGACGAUUUAAAGUUUCGGAAGAUGAUCAUUGAAGUAGGUAGAGAGCUUGACAAACAACCGAAUAUAUUGAAGGAACUACUGUCGAAACAUCAAUGUACAAAUGCCUGGUCAGGAAUCCAGUUCCUGCGGUGGCUGAUGACCCGAGCAGAUUUAUCCCGGAAAGACCUGUACAUCCUCAAAGACACUCUUCUUCUUCUGAACAGGAAGGUACAGUCUGUUCAGCAUCUCCUGAAAUUAGCAAUAUAUGCUUGUCAUUCUGAUGGAAACAAAGUAAAUUUCUCAGACGGUGGAAUUGUACAUAUUCCCGAAGGAUGUGUUCAAGUUAAAAUAUUCUUCACUACCACGUCUAUAGAUAUGCUAUUUAUAGAAGGCAUAAGAUCAUGGCUAUCGCAUGCAUUGCUUAUACCAUUCCGGCACGUGCAGGUUCUUGCAAUCCAUCGAGAACCAUCGUCGGUGAUCUUCUCGAUACCCGAGUUCUACCGUGAAUUGACUAGUGAUGAGAAAUUUGUGUUUCGAAUCGGAGCACCCAAUGUAGUAGGUGUAGAAGUUGAUAAUGGCCAAGUUAUAGCAAUACCAGAUGCUCAAACUACCACGCAUAUCAGGGGUGAGUUAUCUGCUCCUUCUCACAUCAACGAACACAGUUUCCAGCAUGCUAAAGCUGAGUUACAACAGGAGGUUGCAGAACUUACACAGACCUUGGAGGAAGCCUGUGAAGAAAACGUGAAGUUGCAGAAAAAACUGCAGACUAGCUUGAGCAAGCAAAAAGCUUUCGCCAAACUGCACGAAAGCUCAGGCAUGUCUACUACCCUUUGGAAAGUAACUGGACAGUUAGACGACAGCAACGACAGACCGAUGUACCCUCCGAAGAAAAGCCACGAAGAAAUAAUGAAAGAAACUAUGCACGCUAAAAUACGUCGAGUGUAUCCACAAAUCGAAAACACGCCGGUCAAUGAACGCAAACUUGGUUUAGUGAAUCUUCCAAGUUACAACUUAAAGUUUUUAUAAUUACCAAUGCAAUACUUGUGCGUGUUAGAAACCACGUGACGACUGAAAUGUUUCAUUGUGGUAAAUAUCACAAUGUUGCCGGCAACAAUAAAAAACACUGAUUGAAAAAAAUAUGUGCAUGAAUUGAAUUUUUAAUAUAAUUAAUUGAUAAAAGUUGUUUUAUUGUAACUUUUUGUAAAUAUCACACCGUAUACAGGGUGAUUUAACGUAUAUUUAUAUGCUAAUGGUCAUGUCAACCGAGGCGUGUGAUAUGCAGUUUAAUAAACCAAACAAUUAAUGGUCAUUUAUCAAUCAAGUGUAAUGCACUUAUCAUUUAAAGUUGGCUACUGGCUAUUUUAUGUGUAUGUUCGAUGUGACCGAUUUCAAGAUAAUGUUAUCAAUAGAGUACGAGUUGUCGCAGCGCAUUAAUGGGACAUUUUCACAGAUUUUGACAUAAAUUGAAUCCUUCACUCGGAUUCUAACCACUGAC